AUGUCUACUAAACCUACGAUCGUUCUGGUUCCUGGAGCGUGGCAUAGCCCGGAAUGUUUUCAAUAUAUCGUACCAAAGCUUGAGGCAUUAUCUUAUCCUGUUGCUUGCAUCAACCUCGCCACUGUUGGUGAACAGAACCCUGCAGCAACUCACCUGGACGAUGUCGCAGCCAUACAUGAAGUCAUCAUCCCACUAAUGAAUGAAGGCAAGGAAGUCAUGCUCAUCCCGCAUUCCUACGGAGCCGCUGUCCAAGGUCAGACUGUGGCUGAGCGAAGUGCUCGAGGCGAAAAAGGAGGCAUCACAUCAAUUUUCUUCUUGGCAUCAUUUGCGUUAAAACAACGAUAUGACUUGCUCCGAGACCUUCGGCAAGGAAUCGGUGAACUGGAUGGAUGUUGCAGUCAGUCUCCCCACAAUCAUUCCCGAUUUCGUUCUAACCCAUCUGUACUUUACAACGAUCUUUCACCAGAGCAAGCGACUUACUGGUUAUCUAAAUGUAGACCUCAUACAUUGGCGUCGUUUGGCAAACCAGUCGAGUUCGUGCCUCCGGAUCUCAAAAUUCCCAGCAUGUACUUGAUUUGCGAAAAGGAUGGAGCGAUGGAUUUGGAUCUUCAGGAAAGUCUAAUCGCUGCGACGCCGGGGAUGAAGACUAUGAGAUUCAGUGGAGGGCAUUCUCCGUUCCUGAGCCAUCCUGACUUCACCGUGGAGGCUAUUGUCAAGGCUGCUAAAGAACUUGGGUCUGACAGGACGGAUUGA
This is a messenger RNA of Mollisia scopiformis, 753 nucleotides long. RefSeq names its product alpha/beta-hydrolase. Lineage: Eukaryota; Fungi; Ascomycota; Leotiomycetes; Helotiales; Mollisiaceae. The record is from RefSeq and is a predicted model, not a curated record. The coding region runs from base 1 to 753 and encodes 250 amino acids. The transcript is spliced from 3 exons.